AUGAUUAACAAUAAUCUACUUAACUCUAAUGAACUUGAUUUAAAUAACACUGUUUAUUUUGAAUCUGAGACGACUAUUCCUCUUGAUUAUCCUGAUAUAUACAACAAUUCUGUACUCUCAGAAGAUGAUUACCAUGAUAUAUCUAAUUAUUAUAACAAUUCUGUAUGCUCAGAUGAUAAUAAUUAUAUGGCCACUCAAUCAUGCAACUCAGUAGAUAAAGAUGGAUCAGAUAAUAAUGGAACAGAUGAUGAAUUGCAUUUGGAAUUGGUAGUUGGUAUUUCAUUUUCAUGCUGGGACUCUUUUAAAGCUUGGCUUAAUCAUUUUGUACUGCAGGAAGGGUUUGACUAUAAAAUUAGGACGAGUGAAGCAGAUGAUAAAGGCAUAAUUCGAAGGGCAACCUAUGUGUGUACCAAAGCCGGCACUUAUAGUCCAAACGUGACAGUUGAUCCUACUAAGCGUCGUAAUGCUAAGUCUCAAAGGACUAAAUGUUCUUGGAAAUUAUGUGUUAUAUAUCCGAAAACAAUAGCGAGAGUAAAAAUCAAUUCUUUUUGUAAUAUUCACAACCAUCCACUUAUCUCUAUGGUUAAUGAGAUUGCUACACAAUAUCGCAAGUUGACUCCUGAUAUGUUAUCAGACAUUGAAAA
Molecule: messenger RNA, 644 nt
Organism: Racocetra persica
Lineage: Eukaryota; Fungi; Glomeromycota; Glomeromycetes; Diversisporales; Gigasporaceae
Source: the annotation of a GenBank genome assembly